Messenger RNA from Caenorhabditis angaria, 2022 nucleotides. NCBI's taxonomy places the organism in Eukaryota, Metazoa, Nematoda, Chromadorea, Rhabditida, Rhabditidae. The record is from the annotation of a GenBank genome assembly.
AUGACGGCAGAUCAGCAGAAAACGGAAGAAAUUGUGAUAAGAUGUGAGUUUAAUUUAAACUAGCUAAAUGAAUUGUUUUUCUUUCUUCAGUGGUCGAUGGCCUGUUUUCUCAAAUUUUGACAAAAGCACCGCCUUCAAAUAUUGUUGAAUUAUGGAAAGAACAUGUAGAAAUCCGAAGGGUCCUUGACUCAAUUAAUGAAGAAUUAUCGAAAUUAAGCGAUACAAAUCAGAAAUUGAAAGAUGGUUCGAGAAAUGCAGAUAAGAUUCUGGAAUUUUUGAAAUGGGCUGAUCAAAUUGGAAUUGCUAGAAAUAAUGUGGAAGUUGUUGAUAGUUUUAAGACUGGUUUGGAAUUAAAAGCGACUGGAACAAUUCCAAAAGGACAUAUUAUUGCAAAAGUUCCGAGACAUGCGAUGAUUAGUUUGGAUUUGGCGAGAAAAUCAUCGAUUUUGAAGUGAGUUGGGAAAUGUGGAAGAUUGUCAGGGAGGGAAAAUCGAAUUCAUUUGACAAGUUUAAAAAAAAUUCAGAAAUUAUUUUUUGAGCUAAAAAAAUCUACAGUUUCAUAUAUAAUUUAAAUAUUUUUUUUCAGAAAAGCAUUCGAGCGUGAUCCAAUUGUAGGAAACAUGGGAAAUGUUGGUCUUGCUCUUUUCGUCGCCGCACAAUGGAUCAAUCAAGAAAAAUCGAAAUGGCAUCCAUAUAUUUCAGUUCUCCCAACACAUUUCACGACUCCAAUUUUCUAUUCUGAACAACAACUUUUGAAUUUGAAACCAUCACCGAUUUUCGAAGAAUCUCUUCUAUUUUAUCGAACAAUUGCUAGACAAUUUGCAUAUUUUUUCAUUUCGAUCACUCAAAAUCGAGUUUACGAACACUCACAGAAAAACGCGAAAAAAGGAGAUCGACCGGUCGAACCGCCAGUAUUAUAUAAUACACCAUUCACAAUCACUAAUUUCACACCAAAUUUAUACAUGUGGUCUGUUGGAGUUGUAACAACUCGUGUGAACAUGGUGCCAAGUGAAAUUGAACAAACUAGAGAUGGACAAGUUUUAAUGGUGGGUAUUUAAAAAUUAUUUCAAAAUGAAAUAUUUUGCAGAUGCCCGCUUUAAUACCAGUUUUGGACAUGGCAAAUCAUGAAAAUGUAACUGAUCAAGAUGAUGAAAAUAUUGAAGAUUUGGUGUGUUUUUCGUCGGAAGAAAAUGUUGCUCUGAUAACUUCACAUAGUGAAUUGCAUUCUGGCGAUUCGGCCACAAUUUUUUAUGGUCGACGAAGUGGCGGAGAACAUUUAUUGCAUAAUGGAUUUGUGCCAACUCAUGAGAAUGGUUUCGAUAUUUUUAAAUUGAAGAUUGGAAUUCCGAAAACUGACAAAGAUUUGGAGGCGAAACGGAAGUUGGUCAAACAAUUGAUACCUGAAGCUUAUUCGCCAACUAAUGUUUUUCAGUUUGAUUUAGUUAAUGUAAGUUGGGAAUAUCUUUGAAAAGUGGAAAGUAAAAUAUGUUCGCCACGUGGAUUUUUUGCUCAAAAAUUAUAAAAAAUCUUGCCACUUUGAUUUUAUAAAUUUAAUAUUUUAAAAAAAUUUUGGAGAACAAAUACGUUUCAAACUUUGUAAAAUCCAAAUUCAGACUUUUUUUCAAAUUUUUGAGAAAUUCUUUUUUUACUUUCUAAGAAAAUUAUUAUUUUCAAGGCUUUGAAAUUUCGAAAAUUCAGAUUUUCUCCAAAAUUCUCUAAAUAUUUCAGUUCCCAAAACAACCAUUUGCCGAAGAAUUGCUCAUUUUCUCCGCAAUUUUCGUCACUUCUUCACCAACCAAAGAAAACGUCGAAACCCCCGAAUCCCGUCAAAAAGCUAUCGAAUUUCUCAAAAAUCGCAUAAUUCUGUUGGAAAAAUCGUACGGAAAGGGAAUCGAUCGAAGUCUUUUGUCACAAAUUGGAGAAGAUGGUGAUGCUGCCCGACUCAAAACUGCUGAAAUUCAUAUUUUACAAUUGGCAAGAGUGCAUUGCGAAGUUCUUGAGAAAUCUCGUUUAAUCGCUUGA